UUUUUUUUCUUUUUUUUUUUUUCUUGUUUACCAAAUCAUACAUAAACCAUGGCAACUCUCUCUGUUUCUCACUCACUCUCCAAUUCCAAUUCCAUUUUCUCUCAUCCUUUGCCACCGAGUCACCACCUCACAAAUGGAGACUCGUGCAAAGAGAAAGGCAAAAGCUUCUUCUUCCGUAGUCUUAUACCCCAAACGACACCGUGUUGUGUUGGGUGAGUUUCUCGAUUUCCCAAACCUCCAUGAAAAUCCUUGCAAAGAGAAACUUCAAUCUCAGAAGAACCCAUCUCCCACAAACAAAGCCCUUUUUUCUUCUGGGAUUGAUGAAUCUUAUGUUUCCCAUAUUGAUGAGUAUCUUUAUGAGAUGGAGAGAAAGAGAAGGCCAAUGAUGAAUUACAUUGAGAAAGUUCAGAAAACAGUUACAUCAAGCAUGAGAGCAAUAUUGGUGGAUUGGUUAGUGGAGGUUGCUGAAGAGUACAAACUUCUCUCGGAUACCCUUCAUCUCUCUGUUUCAUACAUUGAUAGAUUUUUAUCGGUUAAUCCUAUGACUAAAUCGAGACUACAGUUGUUAGGUGUUUCGUCAAUGCUCAUUGCUUCUAAGUAUGAGGAAAUUGACCCACCAAGUGUGGAUCAAUUCUGCAGUAUUACUGAUAACACUUAUGAUAAAGAAGAGGUCAUAAAGAUGGAAGCUUCCAUACUCAACUCCCUAAAUUUUGAAAUGGGAAAUCCUACUGUAAACACCUUUCUAAGGAGAUUUGUUGAUGUUGCUUCUGAAGAUCAAAAAAUCCCAAAUUUGCAGAUUGAAUUUUUGAGCAACUAUCUUACUGAGUUGAGUCUGUUGGACUAUGAUUGUAUAAGAUUCUUGCCUUCUAUUGUGGCUGCAUCUGUUAUAUUUCUUGCAAGAUUUAUUAUCUCACCUAAAGUGCAUCCUUGGACUUCUUCCCUUUGUGAAUGUUCGGGUUACAAAUCAGAUGAGUUGAAAGAAUGUGUUCUCAUUUUACAUGAUCUGUAUCUCUCAAGAAAAGCACCGGAUUUUAAAGCUGUUCGAGACAAAUACAAACAACAUAAGUUUAAAUACGUGGCAAAUUUGCCUUCUCCUCCCUUUAUACCGAGUUGUUACUUUGAAGACCAGUGAUACAGUGGAAAUUCUUUGAUAUUAUUGUUAAAGUGUACGAUGAGAGGAUCGUGAAGAAUUUUCAUUUUCGACAAAAUAGCCGAUACUAUACAUAUCUUAUUUUAUGAGAAAAGUCUACUCUGAAUUCGAAGGCAAAUUGAUUCAAAUGAUGUGGGUUGAGUGGUUCAACCAAUAAAGUACAAGAGUUUCAUACUGCUUCUUUCAACAAACAAGUGAUUUUGAUCUUGGGAUUUGGAGAUGGUUCUAUUUUCAUAAAAACAUUAAUUUAUUUGUUGCUCUAUAAAGUUAUGGUCAUUGCUCAAGCCCUUUUGAUAUAAUUCGUUUACCUAGAUUAGCAAAAUCAGAACCAAAGAAAAAUUUUCAUAGGGAUGAAUAUGUAGAAAUCAGAAGGAUCUUGAACUGCACAGAAAAGAACAACAACUAUGAUGAGCUCAAACAGAGAAACAAGGAAGAUCAUUUUAUUGACACAUGUCACAUUAAUUAUGAUGGAAAACUUCAUCCAAAAUUUUAUGAAUGAAUGGCAAGUUUUAUUAUAUUA
Molecule: messenger RNA, 1670 nt
Organism: Cajanus cajan (pigeon pea)
Lineage: Eukaryota; Viridiplantae; Streptophyta; Magnoliopsida; Fabales; Fabaceae
Product: putative cyclin-A3-1
Source: RefSeq, a predicted model, not a curated record